UCCGUGGAGAGGAGACUUUAUCUGGGAAACAGAGGCAGGAGUCCAGACCUCAGAGGGGUCUUACUCUCUUGGUACCUACUCCUUGGCUUGGUUUCUUCAGCAAGGUUUUAAGUAGCUUUCUCCAUCUCACGGGUGCCAGCUGGAGUGGGUUUAAUCUGUAUAGAAACAUCCAUUGUCUGCUCCUGUUGCUGAGGCUGCGGCCACCCCUCCUCCCUCCUGGCCCCUGCAGGUGUGUCUCCAGGUUCCCUGGCUCUGUUCUCCACUCCUUACCCAGACUCGGGCCAAAGCAGUCACCCUGUCUCACAGCUCCAGCUGGUCCCACUGACAGUGACAGAGAGAAUGGAAUCCUCAGAUGGCACAAGAAGCAACGGGGCCAGCCCUGAGGCCAGGGACAUCCGAAGCCCCCUGAGCACCAAUGGUAACAUGGAGAAUGGUGGUAAGGUCGAGGUCAAGGAUUCCAAGGGCACCAACGGGCAUGUUGGGGAAGGCGCUGAGAACAAAAACCCAGGGAGUCCCCUGAAGCAUGGGGAGGGAAGGAGUGCCUUGUUUUCUGGUAAUGACUGGAGGAAACCCAUCAUCCAGUUUGUGGAGUCUGUAGAUGACAAGAGCUCCAAUUACUUCAGCAUUGACUCUGUGGACAAGAGGUCUCCUUAUGCCGGCCUCCAGUUGGGGGGCUCCAAGAAGCUACCCGUAACCUUUGCAGAAAAGGGGGAGCUGCGUAAGUCCAUUUUCUCUGAGUCCAGGAAGCCUGUGGUGUCCAUCGUGGAACCUGCGGAGGGGAGAAGGAACAGCUACCCCCGAGGCGGAGAUGUGGGCAUCCUCCUUCGGCCCAAGUCCAGUUCAGAGGAGAUCCUGUGUGACUCCUGCAUCGGCAACAAGCAGAAGGCAGUCAAGUCUUGCCUGGUAUGUCAGGCCUCCUUCUGUGAACUGCACCUCAAGCCCCACCUGGAGGGAGCCGCUUUCCGGGACCAUCAGCUGCUGGACCCCAUCAGGGACUUUGAGGCCCGGAAGUGCCCCCUGCAUGGAAAGACCAUGGAGCUCUUCUGUCAGACAGACCAGACCUGCAUCUGCUACCUCUGCAUGUUCCAGGAGCACAAGAACCACAGCACUGUGACCGUGGAGGAGGCCAAAGCAGAGAAGGAGACGGAGCUAUCUUUGCAAAAGGAGCAAUUACAGCUGAAGAUCAUUGAGAUUGAAGACGAAGCUGAGAAGUGGCAGAAAGAGCGAGACAGGAUUAAGAGCUUCACCACCAAUGAAAAAGCCAUCCUGGAACAGAACUUCCGUGACCUUGUUCGGGACCUUGAAAAACAGAGGGAUGAAGUUAGGGCAGCGCUGGAGCAGCGGGAACAAGAUGCUGUGGACCAGGUGCAGGUGAUUGUGGAUGCGCUGGAUGAGAGGGCCAAAGUGCUACAAGAGGAUAAGCAGACCAGAGAGCAGUUGCACAGUAUCAGCGACUCAGUGCUGUUUCUUCAGGAAUUUGGGGCACUAAUGAGCAAUUACUCACUUCCCCCACCUCUGCCUACAUAUCAUGUCUUGUUGGAAGGAGAAGGCCUGGGUCAGUCAUUGGGUAACUUUAAGGAUGAUCUACUCAAUGUAUGCAUGAGACACGUGGAGAAGAUGUGCAAAGCAGAUCUGAGUCGAAAUUUCAUUGAGAGAAAUCAUAUGGAGAAUGGGGACCAUCGCUACAUGAACAACUACACGUCUGACUGGGGUCAGUCAGACACCAUGAAGAGAUAUUCCAUGUACCUCACACCCAAGGCCGGGGCCAGGACAUCUUAUCAACCUUCUUCUCCAGGCCGCCUCACCAAAGAGAUCAACCAAAAGAACUUUAAUAAUCUCUAUGGAACCAAAGGUAACUACACUUCCAGAGUAUGGGAAUAUUCAUCCUCUAUUCAGAGCUCCGAUGAUUUGCCUGUUGCCCAAGGCAGCUCCUCCUUCUCCCUGAAAGGUUACCCUUCCAUCAUCAGAAGUCAGAGUCCCAAAGCUCAGCCACAGACUUGGAAAUCUGGCAAGCAGACCUUGCUGUCGCACUACCGUCCUUUCUAUGUCAACAAGGGCAAUGGCAUGGGCUCCAAUGAGGCCCCUUGAGCCCCCAGGAGUGAGAUGCCAAGAGAUCGCCUGACCCUUCCCCAGUUGUAUCUGCUACUACUAUCUACUCAGCUACUGCUCUGUCUCCAGGAGGUCUGGGCUGGGGGGGAACAUGACCUUCCAAGGACUGUCCUCUCUCUCCCCUCCAGCUUCCCCAGUCCUCCAACCUUUCUGACAAUCCUAGAAUUUGUCAGCAACUCCCCCCUUAGCUAUACUGUGCUUGGUCCCCCGUCUGCUCAGGCCUCUGUCCUUUGCUUUUCCUGUAGUCAGAGAGGACUCUGUCACCUCCUUCAUUUCAUGGGUCAGGAUACGGUUCACAGAAGGGGCUGUCCCUCCAUCCCCCACCCACACAGUAAGUCCUUCUGCAGAUCCUGGGAUGGUGGCUCUGGAGGUAGGCACCCAUUUGGCACCAGCCUGCCAUUCCUGCCUGGCGUCUCCUCUGUCUCCUCAGCUCAGCCAAUACAUUGGUUUUCCCCUAGAACUGCUGAUAGCCAUCCUUAUGGGUGACCCGAGGGGGCUGUGUACCUAGCAGACAAAAGGUUCUAUCCUUCCACAAGUGUAGACAUUGUCUCACUCUUGUCAGCUCAUGUCCUUGACAGGGUAAAACUGACUUCCCUCAGACCCAGGCCUGCCCAGGAUUUCUGAUCUUGCCCGAGGAGGGCAAAGUUCCUCCUAUCUGGCUGGAGGCUGGUUUCCUACACAGUUGGAGGAGUUUGAUGCUUUUGUCACUGUGCCAAAUGGGCCCAGGGUCCCUGAACAGGGGUAAGAGAUAUGUCACCUCCAUUCAAGAAAUCUAUCUGUCUACAAGGGAGGCUGUGACUCUUCAGCAGUGACAGCCAGGCUGCUUGGCUCUUACCUCUUCCUAAUCCUUCUCUUUGUAACCAGAAUGGGUAUUGCUCCUCACAGUGCCUUCCCCCAGCCUUGCAAAUAGCAGCUAGCCUGGUUGCCUUGGGGUAGAGUAGUAAUUCAUUUUUUUGCGUAAAGCAGAAUAUAAAAUCGGGGCGGAGUGGGUGGGAAGGGGAAAUACUGGUGAAUGAAAAUGACUGGGCUGGUAUACCAUGAGCACUUAGGUAAAAAUAUGCUCCUACCCUCCCUCCCUAUGCCCAUCCCAACCAGAGUUGCCAUCCCUCUUUCCCUUUGACCAGUCUCACUGUGGGGAGCUGCUCAGCACCUCAGCUUCCCCUGGGCCUGAUGGAGAGUGGGUCUGGAGAAGAAAAAAAUCAACAACAUGCAAAACCAGAAGGAGUCUGAGCCCCACACCCGAACCCCCUCCCCCACUGGGGGGGGACAGAGAUGGAGCAGCACUGGGGGAUUGGUUGGGAGAUACCGAGCUGGCAUAGGGUAGGAAGAGCUCAGCCUUGGCUUCCCCUUUCUGAACAAAUCAUUGAUCAACACUUUAUUGUAUUGAGGGAGGGGCUCCCUGAAGGUCAUGGGGGGGUGGGAUUGCUCUGAUUAUUCUGUACAUAUGUCCCCCCCCCUUGAUGAAUAUGCUUUCAUACGCCCCUCUCUGUCUUUAAUACACUGUCCUUUCGAAGUU
Molecule: messenger RNA, 3625 nt
Organism: Vombatus ursinus (common wombat)
Lineage: Eukaryota; Metazoa; Chordata; Mammalia; Diprotodontia; Vombatidae
Gene: TRIM29
Product: tripartite motif containing 29
Exons: 10
Coding region: 340-2088 (582 amino acids)
Molecular function (GO): zinc ion binding
Source: RefSeq, a predicted model, not a curated record